Molecule: messenger RNA, 2661 nt
Organism: Nematolebias whitei (Rio pearlfish)
Lineage: Eukaryota; Metazoa; Chordata; Actinopteri; Cyprinodontiformes; Rivulidae
Gene: emilin2b
Product: elastin microfibril interfacer 2b
Exons: 10
Coding region: 41-2575 (844 amino acids)
Molecular function (GO): protein binding
Source: RefSeq, a predicted model, not a curated record
CUGAACGCACCGCCGGCUUCUUCCCUUGCAGCUGUCCGCCAUGAAUCCAGGACUGCAACUUGUUCACUUUUUAAUAAGUUUCCCAGUGAUCAGCGGCACGCCUUUCCACUACAACAUGUUUCAGGGAAACGCGUACUCCGCCGCCGAAACGCGCCAAAGGAACAAAAACUGGUGCGCAUACGUGGUGCACAAAAACGUGAGCUGCGCCGUCGUGGGAGGGAUGGAGAGCUUUGCGCAGCCGGAGUCCGCGCCGUGUCCGCCCGAGCUGCCCGACUGCGCGCAACAAGUCCUAUAUCGAACACAUUUCAGACCCACGUACAAAAUCGGGUACAAGACUGUAACGGAACUGGAGUGGAGGUGCUGCCCGGGCUACCAGGGCCAAGACUGCAUGGAGGUGAAAGACAUAAGGCAAACCCGAGUCGAGCGUUUACACCAUGCGCCCUCUGCCUCUGGGUAUUUACCAAAUCUACAAGCUUCUAAUCAUAGGACAGAGAGCGAAAGAAACUAUCCAUUUGGAGGGGAGUGGCAGGUUAGAGGUCAUACAGGCAACAGGGCCCAAGUGGGUCAAAAAGGACCUGAAAGUGAUCAACACCUGGAGCAGGAGGUGCAGCGGCUGUCCCAGAUGGUCCUCGACGUGCAGGCAAGAAUGACAGACAUGGCGUCUAAUCUGAGGCUGGAUUUCCAAGAGGACGCCAGUAAAAUGCUGGUUUCCCUGCUGGAUGAUUUCAAACAGCCUGCCAGCGCACGUGGUGCUGAGACCCAAACCAUUCAGGUGCAGGACUUCACUUUGAACCAUGAGACCACACAAAUGGAUGAUGUAAUGAACAAGAUGAACCAAGUUAUGGAUGAACUGGAGUCCAAGAGCAACACCUUGGAUGACCUGCAGGGUCGAGUCAACUACCACGAUGGACAAAUUCGUCUGUUAAUGGAAGGUGACCAGACCCCUCCGCACACACCCCCUCCUGCAUCUCCAACCAGUGACCUGCAGGCCUACUUGGACAGUAAGAUCAGCGCUCUGAGAGAAGAGCUGAUGGAAGGCAUGGAAAUCAAGAUGGCAGACUUGAAGAGCUCUUGUGAUUAUAAAAUCCUCUCAGUGCAGGAACAAUGUGAAGGACAGGAGACGAAUUACUUCAGCCUGGCCGAGCUCAUGGACUCAAAGGAAGGUGACCUCCGCAAUGAGAUCCAAGAACUUAGAGCUAAAGUGGCUGAUCUGGGGCGGGCAGACUCUGGAGGAUCUGACUCUGUUCUGGCUCGUCUGGACAGCCUUGAAACCCAUUUGAACUCGUCGGAUAAGACUCUAAAGGCUCAGUGCCUCUCUGUAGAGAAGAGCCUUCGGAACGAGCAGGAUGAAGCUAUCAAACACCUGAAGAAGACUCUGGAGGACAAGCUGGCCUCCAUGGAAGACAAACUGGCAGAUAGCAGCACCUUCCAUUCUGACGGUCAAAACAAGAGUGUUGGGCUUCUGCAGGAAGAUGUUAAAACUCUAAAGGAUUCUGUUGACAUUCUGAAGCAACGAGCCAAUGGCAUGGACCAUUUAUGCUCACAAGAGUGCAGAUCUAAUUUGACUGCUCUAGAAAACCUUCACCGAAUUGUAAAUAUUGAGACGUUGUGCAACAAGCUGGAGCCCAUCUCCAACAGCCUCCUGAGGAUCAAAGAGGGACUGAACAAGCACGUCACCGAGCUGUGGACCUGCGUAAACCAGGUGAACAGCACAGUUGGGGCUCACGCUCAAGAUAUUGGAGGACUGAAGGGAACAUGUCAGACCAUCCAGAACCAUAUCGUAAACGUGGACAGAGACCUUCAGGUCUUAAUGACCAGCUCUCCUGGGAAGGAAGGUGAACUGGGGGAGGUGGGACCUCCUGCAAUUUCACCUUCGACUUUUGGAGUGUCAGCUGGCCUUGUAGACCACUCCCUCCCACAGCUGCAUGUAAUGGAGACUGGCGAGGCAGGCCCCCCAGGUAAAAUGACCUCAUCAAUGUUGCCAGAGGGGGCAGACAGCAGUACGAUGACUGUUCAGGGGUUUGCUGGAGCUCCAGCCUCUCCUGUGAAAUCCAAGGACUCUUUAAAAACCAGCAUACCUCUAAUCACAGAUAGGGAUAUGCUUCUGAGACCUCCACCUCUGAAACCAGCCACAGCUCCAGGUGAGAUGGUAUCAUUCUCCGCCGGUUUAACUCUCCCGCCAUUUCAAGAAAUUGGAAUCAUUCGAUUUAACAUGGUGCUCGUCAACGAUGGGGGACAUUAUGACCCUCAAACAGGUAUCUUCACUGCUCCCACAGACGGCCGCUACCUGGUGACCUCCGUGCUCGCAGCCCAGAGAGGUGAACAGGUUGAGGCCGUGCUGUCGGUGUCCAACCACAGCGUCCAGAAGUUGAGCUCAGGCUUCCUGUCUGAAACUGAACCACGUCAGCAGUGUAGCUGCAGCGGUUCGACAUCACUGAGUUUGGUGGUUCACAUGAAACGAGGAGACCAGGCAGGACUUGUCCUGACUGCUGGAAAACUCGCCGUUUCAGACUCCGCACAGGUCCUGUCGUCUUUUAGCAUCGUGCUUCUGUACGCCAACCCAAUGAAGCGGUAGCUGCUCUGACACUUUACUGUAAAUACACCUGAGCUUCGAGGGUUGUUGUGUUAAAUUAUGAGAGGGAAGGACAAAUGUAUUUAAGA